AUGGUAGGUGAGAAGGAAGCUGAGAGGAGAGUUUUGAUGCUGGUUAACCCUAAUAUGGAAUCGCCCUACACAACGGACACCAUCUACGGCGGACUACAAAUCGUUAACCCCGGCGAGACUGCUCCGGCGCACAGACACAUCGCUUUUGCCCUCAGAUUCAUCAUUGAUGGUGAGGGCUUCACGGCUGUUGAGGGGAAAAAGAUGCGCCUCCAGCGUGGCGACGUCGUCGUUACGCCGACGUGGCACUGGCACGACCAUGGAAAUGAGAGCGACGCUCCCAUCAUCUGGCUCGACGCUCUCAACUUGCCGCUCUUCAGGUUCACUCCAGUUCAUUUUGCAGAGCAAUAUCACGAGAGCCGCUACCCUAGCAUAUUGACUGACCCCUGCGAAUGGAGACAUCCUUGGGAAAAGGUUGAAGUCGAGCUAAAGGCUCAAGAAGGGCCGUACGCCAUCUAUCAUUACACAAGCAACGGCAAGCCCUUGUCACCUAUUCUCGGAGCGCAGGCCGAACGUAUUGAUGGAAACUACACCACAAAAGAGGUCUGCGAGCAGGCUUCGUUUCUCUAUCAUUGUUAUAAAGGACAGGGGCAGACAAUUGUUGAGCCUCCUUCGGGUCCUCGUGUAGUCUUCAAGUGGUCCGCGCGAGACACCUUUGCCGUGCCGGCGUGGUCCAAGAUCCAGCACUUUAACAAAGAUUCCACUACGGCUUAUCUUGUCGCCGUUAGCGAUAGACCAUUACUCAGUAGCAUUGGGCUGAUCAAGCCGCACUCAUAG
Colletotrichum spaethianum is the source of this 774-nucleotide messenger RNA. RefSeq names its product gentisate 1,2-dioxygenase. The record is from RefSeq and is a predicted model, not a curated record. The coding region runs from base 1 to 774 and encodes 257 amino acids. NCBI's taxonomy places the organism in Eukaryota, Fungi, Ascomycota, Sordariomycetes, Glomerellales, Glomerellaceae. Gene Ontology annotation, molecular function: dioxygenase activity. The transcript is spliced from 3 exons.